Helicoverpa armigera (cotton bollworm) is the source of this 906-nucleotide messenger RNA. RefSeq lists its product as uncharacterized. The coding region runs from base 1 to 906 and encodes 301 amino acids. NCBI's taxonomy places the organism in Eukaryota, Metazoa, Arthropoda, Insecta, Lepidoptera, Noctuidae. The transcript has a single exon. The record is from RefSeq and is a predicted model, not a curated record.
AUGAUCGAUGAUUUGCCGGCGGCGGUGCAGGAUUCAUGUUGUCUGCUUUUUGCUGAUGAUCUGAAACUGUCCUGCGUGGUGAGGGACGUCACUGAUCACGAAGUGCUCCAGGAGAAUAUAGAUAAAGUAACCAAAUGGAGCAAGGAAAAUAAACUUUACUUCAAUGUCUCCAAGUGUUCAGUGAUGUCAUUCACUCGUGCCCGAAACCCACGACAUCAUCGGUAUGAAAUGGAGGGGGAGCCGUUAAAAAGAGUCGAGGAAGUUAGAGACCUGGGAGUUUGUUUCUCAACUGAUCUAAAUUUUAGGAAGCAUGUAGUGACCAUAUGUAGCAGGGCAUAUAGAAAUUUAGGUUUUAUUUUACGACAAGCGCAUGAUUUCAACAACAUGAAGGCUUUACAAGUUCUUUAUGAUGCUCUGGUUAGAAGUCACUUAGAAUACUGUGCAGCCGUUUGGGGACCUAGUGAGGCUAAGUACAAAUUCAUGUUAGAGAGAAUCCAAAAUAAGUUCGCAAGAUUUCUCUACUUAAAGCUUUAUCGGGUGUACCCAGGUUAUCCGUUACUAUACCCGACACUUUUUGUGUUAGGCAUGGUAGGAUAUUGUAAACUGGAGACGAGGCGAGAAGUGGCACUGGCCUCAUAUCUAUUUAAGGUGUUACGUGGUAAAAUAUGUAAUCCUGAUAUCUUGGGUGAAAUUCGGUUGUGUGUACCGGAUGAAUACGUGGGGCGACGGCUGCUGCCGCCGCUGCUGGAGGUGCCGCGCGCGCGCACCAACCUGCUGCAGCGAGCGCCGCUGACGCGCGCCGUUCGCACGCUUAAUGCCAUAGCCAACCGGCUGGAUUUAUUUACGUGCUCGCUGAAUGACUUCACUGUAGUCACUUAUAGGGUGGUAAGCUACGAAUCGAGUUAA